UUUUCUCUACCUUCUCAUUCCUUUUGAUAAUCAACAAGCAAUAACACAGGACUUCCACUGGAGGGCGACGUAGGAUUUACUUUCCAUUAGCCAAGAUCCUCUAGUCUGAGGCGCACUGUUAACUGUUGACUGAAAUUGAGUCUGUUACUCUUGUAAUUCUCCCUCCCUUUCUAUAAUCACCCCACCCUCUGUGCUAACACUCUUAAAGAACAGUCUACCCACGCGGCUCGCUCAUCAGAGCUACAGCGCGCUUUCCAGUGACUACAGUUUCACGCGCACAGGGCAUUCUCUCACAGAGGCGCGCGCAGAUGCGGGCAAUGGGUGCGCAGAAUAUUUCAGCGCGUAGUAAUAUAUAAGCUUUAAGAGCCUUUUAACAAUUCAUGGCACAAUGUAUACGUCUUUUUUUAAAACAUACAUUGAAUGCAAUAUUGUUAAUAAAUAUAGUUUUACAGUGAUUUAGAAAGCUAUACUCCUACCAGUUCUCGCGGGCCGUUUUGACCACGGAUUUACAGAGAAUGAAUGAAACUCAGAUCCCGUUUUGGGAAUGCUCAAGAACUCCUGACAAUUCCAGCGUGAACAGCUCUGCGUUAAGCGUGGAAGUUAACGCCACCUGUAGCAAUGCGUCAAUAAUUCAGAAAUUCAAGCCCACACGACCAAAAGAAAUGGACUCGGUGAGGAUUAUCCUUUACUCACUUGUCUUUCUCCUGAGUGUGUUUGGGAACUUGCUGAUCAUUGUGGUCCUGAUAGUAAACAAGAGAAUGCGGACCGUCACCAACUCCUUCCUGCUCUCGCUGGCCAUUAGUGAUCUCAUGAUGGCCAUCUUCUGCAUGCCCUUCAAUCUCAUCCCCAGCCUGCUGGAGGACUUCAUUUUUGGAGCCGCAAUGUGCAAGACCGUCGCCUAUUUCAUGGGUAUAUCUGUCAGCAUCUCCACCUUCAGUCUAGUGGCCAUUGCUAUUGAAAGAUACAGUGCUAUUUGCAACCCGCUGAAGUCAAGGGCAUGGCAGACCCGUUCUCAUGCCUACAAGGUCAUCGCAGCCACAUGGGUACUAUCUGUGGGUAUCAUGGUGCCCUAUCCUGUGUUCAGUAUGUUGGUGCCAUUCAACAAGCCGAACAACAUCACGGCUCACAUGUGCAGGCUUGACUGGCCCAACAGUCAAGUGGAACAGACUUGGUACAUCUUGUUGCUCUUCAUUCUGUUCUUCGUCCCAGGUGUUGUGAUGAUAAUUGCCUACGGUCUCAUAUCCAGAGAACUUUACAGAGGGAUUCAGUUUGAAAUGGAGCAGAAGAAAGACUCUAGUGGCGUAAAGAAUGGGUUGAAUGGUGCACUGUCUCCUAGCCACGAUGAGAGUGAUGGAUGUUACAUCCAGGUCCCAAAGAAGCCCCCUGCUAUGGAACUUUCUGCUCUGACCACCUCAGGCACCGUCAAGACAGACCGUCCACGGAGCAACACCUCAGAGGCCAAGCUCAUUGCUAAGAAACGAGUGAUACGAAUGCUGAUCAUUAUAGUUGCCAUGUUCUUCAUAUGCUGGAUGCCUCUGUACUCUGCCAACACCUGGAAGGCUUUCGAUCAAGAGUCAGCCCAGAAUACUCUUUCCGGAGCUCCCAUCUCCUUUAUUCAGCUGCUGUCCUAUACCUCAGCCUGUGUCAACCCCAUCAUCUACUGCUUCAUGAACACCCGCUUCCGCAAGGCUCUCUUGGCCACCUUUGGGUGUUGCAGGCGGCCGUGCCACAACCGGAGGAAGAGGAGGGAAGGUGAUGAUGAGAUCACUGGGUUCACUGGGGCAUCCAUAACAAAGUUCAGUUAUACCACCGUUAGCACGGUAGGACAGUGUUAGCAUUAGCAUUGCAGGUGUCUCCAGUUUGAUCCAUAAGCUGUGUGCUUGUGACAUGUACUGCUUGUUUAAGAGUUCAGAUCACCUGAUGUGUUCUUCUUUUUCAUGUUGUUAACAUGCUUUAUUCAGUGUGUCAGUGUUCAUUUUUAUUUGAAAAAAAAAAAAGAAUACCUCAUUUGUCUGUUCUUUCUGCCUGAAGUCAACGUGUCUUUCUAUGGUUGUGUUUUCAACUUUUAGCAUUGUGAUACAAUCAAAAGGUGCGGUAUAUGGGAUGUGCAAAUAUGUAGCUUUAUUUUGAUUGUGUAAAAUCUUUAGAGGACUUUUCAGAAGAUGAUCUUAUCAUGCAUGGGAUUUGUUAAUAGAGAAAUACCAUAGAAAUAUUCUUGUAUCUUUGAUGUUAUGGAACCAAAUACUGCAUGUUGCAUGAUCAAACAAUAGAGUACUCUGGUAGAUAGCUGCUUUCUGGCUACAAAAUGGUACAGCUUUUAUUGUCUAUUUUGAGUGUUGUGAUGUCUGUAUUUUGUUCUCUGUUUUGUUAGAGUUGCAUAAUAGAAUCGUUGUCUUAAUGAGCUUUGCUUAAAUGACACCACAGAGAGUACUUCUUUUGCAUAUUCUGAUAGUUACAGCAUCAGAUGGUCUUGUAGGAGACAAUGUUUAAUCUGUGCUCCUUCUUUUUUGACGCACAUCUCCUACAAGUUAUCCUACAUGAAGAUGUAUCAGGUGGGCAAGGCAAUUCAGUCAUCAACGGACUCAACGGUCUCUUGGAAAUCUUCACCCCAGCUGAUGUGAUGCAGUGGUCAACAUGCCGCAUUACAGUUUGGAUUUUUUGAAAGACUCCACCUAGAUGCUCUGGGAAAUAAUGAAAUAAAAGGAAAAUAAUAAACUGUAGAGGGAAAAAAAAAAAAAAAAAAAAUUUAUCUUUAUCAGUCUUUAUCAAAUUGGAGUUGCUCUAAUUGAUUUCUUCCUUAUUGCUGAAGCUGAUGAGACACCUGGGAUAUUCCUGGCCCAAACGAAGCCUCUUUGAAUAUAUGAAAGGCGAGCUAAGCUCUUGUUUGUGCUGAAAUUAAUUUAUUCAGCGGUUCAUGCUAAACAUGAAAGCUGGUGCUGCACAGCAAAACCAAGUGCUUUAAAAUUCAAACUCAAAAGGACUGAACGCACAUGAGAUGUAAAUGUGCUUAUACUUGGUUUAUCUUGUUAUCCACUGGAUUGUUGAACUGCUUGUAUAGCCAUAUUUUAUACGUAUAAAUUGGAAGUUGUCCCAGGUUAAAUUUUGUUUGCUACCAAAUCUGUGCUGGAAAAAAUAUUCAGUUUAUAACUCAGUCUAUACAGAUAAGAGAUUUAUGAUAAAGUUUAGAAAUGAAUAGAAACAAGUAAUUUGUUAAGCCAUUAAAAAAUAGGGGUAAAACUUCAGAAUACUGUUCCUUCAUUAAUGAAUAACUACACAGGAACAAAUGAAUAAUGUAUUAUUAACACUCUAACUACUAUUAACUGACAAGAAACUCUGAUUAAUUAGUAAGUAAUAGUGCUUAGUCAAAUGUGGUAGUAUAAUAAUUAACAUGAAUAAUGCACAAUGUAUAAUUAAUUCUAAAUCGAAGGUCAUGGUAACCUACUAGUAAUGACUUAAGUAUUACCAAAUCCUUUAAAAGGAAUUACUAAUUAUUUUGAUCAGUAUUCUAAAGUGAAAAGCAUAAUAACUCCUUAGUAAUUACUGAAGUCAUUGUAACACUUGAGUAAUUAUUAGUGGGUUACCAUGAUCUUCACUUUAAAACACUGAUCCAAAUAAUUAUUAAUUCCUUUAAAAGGAUGUAGUAACAGUUGGGUCAUUACUAUCCAAAACCUUACAAAAACCUCAAAAGCUUACAAUGACUUCAGUCAAUAUUAGUGAGUUAUUAUGCUUUUCACUUUAGAAUACUGAUCUAAAUAAUUAGUAAUUCCUUCUGAAGGACAAUUAAUGGUAACACUUUAUUUUACAGUGUCCUUGUUACACGUUACAUGUAGUUACUGUAGUAAUUACUAUAAAUUGUGCAUAAUUAUAUGUAACUAACCCUAAACCACAACCUAACCCUAACAUAACCCUAUAGUAAGUACAUGUAGUUAAUUCUUAUUACUCAGUACUUAAAUAUAUAAUUACACUGUAACACAGACACCUUAAAAUAAAGUGUAACCAAAUUAAUUAUACAUUAUGCAUUAUUCACAUGAACUUGUAUAGUUCUUAGUAGUUCUCUGGGAGGUAUGAAAAAAAUAGUAGUUAUUGAUUAGCUAAAAGUGAACUACCACAUUCAACUGAGCACUAUCACUUACUAAUAUGUUAAUCAGAGUUUCUUGUUAGUUAAUUGUAGUUACUAGAAUGUUAAUAGUGUGUUACUCAUUUCCUCAUUUCCUGUGUAGUUAUUCAUUUAUGAAAGAGCAGUAUUCUAAAGUGUUAUCUAAAAUAGGCUAUUAGAAAUGGAUUGUGUCUAUACAAAGUAUUAUUUCUGAGAAACAAUAGAUCAACUCUAGAAAAAAGUAUAACACUUUACAAAUACAAAUUGAACUUUAUUUCUAUCAAUAGAUCAGUGAGAAUAGAUAAAAUAAAAAUAUGACAAAAUGCAGCCUGUAUAGGCGUAUGCUCAGGUGACAAAUGAGAGAUCCAAAACACAAGCUUUCUCGCAGGCCUAUAGAAAAUGGUUGUCGUUUUCUGUGCACAUAUAAAUUGUACACAAAUAUUAGUGAAAGAAGCCAUCUCUCUCUCUCAUCUUUCUUCCCUCCUCCUCAUAUAAACAAGGAUAACUUUGGGGGUCCAAACCAGAAUUUAUAGCUUCAUAAUUUGUUUAUGUGCCCCAAGGAUAUACAGUGAGCAAAUACUUCAUUGCGUACACACCCUCCUUUCUUACCUCUUCCAUUUCCGUCUGCUUCUCUCUCAUUAUUAUCACUCCCUACUUGCAAUUUUUUCUUUUCAUCGAUCAGUUUUCCCUCUCUCUCCAUUCCUUCUGAAGGACCACCUGGGUAUGUGGCAGACCUAUAUCAAACAAAGGUCUUGGGGAUAAACAGAAAGUGUUAUUUCUCACUUUUUCUUUCUUUCUUUUUUUUUUUUUUUUGAUACACAGCGUGUCUGCUAAGCAGCUGCUGUUAUUUCUCUUGGUGUCAGUGACAAAAUCUACAAAGAAAGUUGAACUGGUUCAUCUUGCAGGUUUUUGUUUGGGUAGAUGACUGAUAACGUAAGUCUGGCCAUUUAUUUCAAACCACUCCAACAGAGGAUAUGGAUCCUGUUUCCAAGACAACCAUUCAUAUAUUCAAGAAUGGCUUGAUUAGGACCGAACGCUACAUAAAGUAACAAAUAGAAACUGAUUGAAAUGAAAGCUACCUGAAUAAAUAAAUAACAGCAAAACAAACAAUUACAUGGGAAUAGAUUUAGAUAAGCAGACAACAAAUAACAAAGAACUACAUUCAGAAAUUCAUCUGUUAUCCCAGUCAAGCUUGACACAGAUAUUCGGCAGUUCUAAUGAAAGUGCCACUUUUGAUGUAGGCUGGUAGGUUCAACAGGAACAGGUUAACCAGUAACACACCUUCUGACCUUGUUCAGAUGAAGAUUGCUUCUAUUUUCUAACAUGCUUAUGCUGUCUUUUGCUGUUUCUGUGGCAGAUGUAAACGAGUACAAACAGAUUGAUAAUUAUGCAGUGUGUCAAAGUUUGUCUGUUCUAGAUUGUUCUCUUUGAGGAAUUAUCCUUUGCUAGUUCCCUUAUGAAACAUAGAUUCAGAAAUGUGUUGUAUUCCUUGUGAGUGCUUUGUGAUCUGUAUAAUUUAACCAAAACAUUAUGAGAUGCUAAAUAAUAUGUACUGUCCUUAGGGUUUAUAUUUGACAUGUAAAUACAACAAUUCACCUCUAUUCUGUACUAUUUUUAUGAUAAAUCUCUAAAUGUACAUUUCUAUAAAUAUCACAUGAUUUAUAAAGCACACUAUAAGGUUGUGAAAAAACUGAAUGAUUUAUGGAAAAGUCAUUUUUUGUAAUUGACAUAUUAUGUUGCCAAAUUAACCACGCAGACAAAGAUACCAAAAACAAAUAAACAAACAAAGAAAAUUCAAAUCCAAUAUAAAAAGCAAAAUGUACUGGUCCUCUGAGAUAGAGAGAAUUGUGAGAGUUUGGUUUAGUUCAGUAUUCAACACAAUUAAGUGAUAAGGAAAAGGUUGUUAAUAUACAGUGUAUUGGCUAAAACAACACAAUACACCUUGGCCACCAUAGCCUUAAAUGAGGGAGAAAAAAGUGUAUGAGACUCUUUUUGUGUGUGUGUGUGUGUGUGUGUGUGUGUGUGUGUGUGUGUGUGUGUGUUUGUUCUUGUAUGGUUUAUGAGGACACAGAUGUCUAUAAUGACAUUGGUAUUAAAACGUAAACAUGGUUUAUGAGGACACUUUGUGUGUCCUUGUAAACCAAAAGGCUUAAAAAACAUACUAAACAGUGUUUUUUGAAAUUCAAAAAAUGCAGACAGUUUUUUGUGAUGGGUAGGUUUAGGGGUAGGGGUAGUGUAGUGGGAUAGAAUAUACAAUUUGUACAGUAUAAAAAACCAUUACGUCUAUGGAGAGUCCCCGUAAACCAUAUAUACAAGUGUGUGUGUGUUUGUAUAAGCACUUGUGUAACCAGAGAUUAUAUUAUUAGGCCAUUUUUUGUAGCAAAUUGCCCUUUUCUUUAACAUUCAUCAGUACUCAGUUUGCAAUUUUGUACUUUGUAAAAGUUAUGUGACAGUCAUGCUCUUUUCCAUGUCUGAAAUUAUCCAUGUUUUAGGCUGAUUUAUGUUACUGUGUUUCUACUGUAUUUCUUACGUCUUCAAGAAAAUACAGACAGCGUCGACAGAUUAAUCAUUUUUUUUUAAUUUGUUAUUGGGUAUUUGUCUGAAGCAAACUAUGAUUUAUAGGGUUGUUUCUAAAAGAUUAAUAAAGUAAUAUUUUCUCCCAGUGUUUCCCUCUUCCAUCUCCAUCUAGUUGCUGCUGUGAUGGAUGGGUUUCAAAGGGCAAGCUUCUGGGCAGAGUUUUAAGUGGGCGUACACGCUUUGUGCACUGAAUGAAAAUUCAGUGUUCUGAACUGUAAGAAUACAUGAGGAGUGAACAGAAAUGUUUUACUUUGAAAAAAUAUUUUUAAAAACCUUUUUGAAAAUAAUGGUUUAAACUCACAUAUAUUCAGGUCUAAGAAAAAUAUAUUAUUUUUUACUUCAUGGUUACAUGCCACUUUACAUUUGUCAUUAAACCAGAGGUCUUUAACCCUGCUCUUGGUGACCGACAGUUCUGUAGAGUUAAGCUCCAACCCUAAUCAAACACACAUGAACCAGCUAAUCAAGCUCUUCAGGAUUGCUCGGAAAUUACAGGCAGGUGUGCUGAAGCAGGUUGGAUAUAAACUUUGCAGAACAGUGGGUCUCCAGGAGCAGGGUUGAAGACUUUUGAUUUAAACUUUUUUUAAAAAUGGGAUAAAAGUUUUUGUGAUGAAACCAACAUGAAUACUAAGAGUACAUUUCUAAGAACAUGGACGUUUUUAAAUCUUUUCUUCAUCAUGGACUCUUAUAUGUCACUUAACCAAAUAUUUGUCAAUGAGCCUUGCAAGCAUUUUCCUUUUUGAGACUGUAUGACUUGUGAGUUCUCAGAAGACCCUGUACCCUGUAUGUUCUGUUUAAUAUGAUUACUCCUUGUCACGCAAGCUGUGAGAAAUGUGUAUCAGUGUCUUUUUCAAAGCUAGUUUAUCUCAUUAUAUGUUUGAUAUAUUUAGAAUACCUGUGGCAGCUUGUUUCGCAAUGUGCAAAUGUCUUUGUCGUGUUCUGGGUUUGUAGUUUGUGGCCAAGGCUAAAAUAAAGCUUUCUCUAUGCUGC
This is a messenger RNA of Ctenopharyngodon idella (grass carp), 7660 nucleotides long. RefSeq names its product cholecystokinin B receptor a (gene cckbra). The coding region runs from base 516 to 1835 and encodes 439 amino acids. Gene Ontology annotation, molecular function: gastrin receptor activity; neuropeptide receptor activity. The transcript has 5 exons. The record is from RefSeq and is a predicted model, not a curated record. NCBI's taxonomy places the organism in Eukaryota, Metazoa, Chordata, Actinopteri, Cypriniformes, Xenocyprididae. Gene Ontology annotation, biological process: neuropeptide signaling pathway. Gene Ontology annotation, cellular component: membrane.